AUUACUACAUUACUACAUAUUUUUCCACAUCACCAUUGUUGAUUUUUUAUCUUGACAGUUACAAUAUAUAUUUAAAAUUCAUUUCAAUUGUUUUUAGUGUUUAUAAUGUACUUUCAGAUGAGUUAACAGAAAAUGAAAAAUUCACACUUGGAACGCUACCACUAUUAAAAUAAUAUAAACAAAAACAACUGUCCAUGCUGUCAAUACAUUUGUGCGAUGCAGUCAACUCAUCUAACUAAUACUUUAAUUUUUCUUAUAACGUACUUUUUGGUAGUGAAUAAAUUGGUUGACUGCCAGUUGUGUGCGGCUAAUAUGAAGUACCACAUACACACUCACAGUUGUAUGAUUGCCGUUCAGUCGUUUCUAUAUUAUGAAGAAGCAAAGGAGUAUUGUGCUAAGACUUACUCUGGCGGUCACCUUGUGUAUGUUCUAGAUGAGGAAACUGAUGCAUUUAUUACAAGGAACUUUGUGACUGAUCGCCAUUGGUACUAUAUAGGACUAACUGAUAAAGAGGAAAAUGGUGUUUAUAAAUGGAUAAAUGGAAAGGAUGUUUCUUACACUGGUUGGAAUGUAAAAAGACAUACACCACUUAGAAACAGUGCCUAUGUGGUAGUGAGCUCAAACGGCUGGAAUGAAGUAUUUGACGAACGAAGAAAAUUUAUUUGCCAAUCAGUUGCAGGAAGAAGUUUACGUUUCUGGCUUAACCAGCAAUACUUUGUGAAUUCAACAAGGGAAGUUAUCGCGCUAACAAUGAAUACUUUAAGGUGUGAAGUAUUUGACAUCGACGACCACCAUCUACAAUUACUAUAUCAGAAUUCUGAUGGUACAGUGUCAAAGAUUGACGAGAAACUCGGUAAAAGUCUUACGUACACGUUCCGGCCAGGUUUUAACAGUUCUGGUGUCUACGUCUGCCAGAUUAGACAACAACUCGAAGGAAAGUCCGUCUCUCUAACAGGGACUCUGGAAGUAAUUCAUAACGCGACUUACUGUGAUGAACAGGAUCCCUAUCAUAAUUUAAUUGUUGCUGGCAAUACAGACGUUACAUUUCACAGGUUUUGUGUAUUUGUGUAUCCUAGACCUACUAGACUGACUGUUUUUACAGGUGCCACCAAGAAUAUCCCGGAGUCUAGAUACAACGCCAAUUUCACUUACAUUGAUGAGACAUCAGCACGAGGUGAAAUUGACAUCAGAUUCUACAACGUGACGUCAUCUGAUUAUGGAAGAUAUCAUAUUUUAUUUUAUCAUAAAUAUGUUUCGUCAAUACUUUAUUUCAAUAUCGCAGGUCCACCAAAGUGUCCGAACAACCUAACAUCAGAAGAACUGGAUCAAAAUACGGUGAGACUGACCUGGUCACCAAUAACUUAUGAAAUAUCUGAACAACUUUUUAAAAUUUUUAAAGCUGAUCGACUUGGUGACGUCCACUUGGAUACAGUCUCGUACGAGAAAAAAAUGAUAUUGUCUUACAAUGUGACUGGACUAUCACCUAACACAAAGUAUAGUUUUUAUCUCCGUGUGAAAGCUGGACAGUUUGAGACUCCGUGUAAACAUGUGAUAACAAGUGUUAUAAUAAAAGGACCAGCAGCUCUCCCUCAAGAUGGUGACACUAACGAUAUGUUCUAUAUCAUACCCAUAGUAGCUCUUGUGGUUCUACUGGUCAUUUGCGUGGUCAUCAUUGUCGUGGUCAGAAAAAUUAAGUUGAAUCAGAAGAAUAAAAACACAUUUAAUGACCAGAGAGACUACAGAUACCAUUGUGGAUCAGAGACCAUCUCCGCCCAACAGUCCAGUCCAAGUGAUGUCAACAGUUCUGCUAAUCCAUUAGCCCCAGUGUGUUCAAGCGAAGUCGCUGAAAACAUUUACAACAAUGUCCUAGAAAGCCAAGCUCAUCAGGGCGCUAAAGCUUUAAAACCGGCACGGAAGUCCGGGUCGUCAGUCAAGUUAAAAGAAAAGGUUUCUAUAGAAACAGGAAAACGUCAAGCAAGCACCUUACCUCUUGGAAAAACGUUGGUCACGUGGGACGAUGACAUAAAUGUUUAUGAAAAUACGCCGGAGGACACUCCAAAACAAGACCAAGAACAUACAAAUGAUAAAGAAAAUAUAGACAGGUCUUCAAAGGAAGGGGAAAUCUCAAACAGAGAGCUGCAAAUGCAAGAAGCUAAACCUAUUGAAGACUCUCGAACAGUUAGUCCUGAAGGUUUGGUCUACGUCAUGGUUGAGAUCAACAGAAGCAGUAAAACCCCAAAACUUGUGGAGGAAAAACCCCAAGCUAGUGACAAGUUGGGCAAGUCACAGGAUGAAAACAAGACAGAGAUAUGUCAAGAAGGGAAGUCAUCUUAUGACGCUGUGGAGUACAGCAGUCUAGACUAUCUGGCAACAUCACUAGCAGCAAUAGAAAAUAGUUCGGGAAGCUUAGCUGGCACAGAGGCUAAUGAAUAAAUAAAUCUUUUAAAAUACAAUUAUUCAAUGUUGGAAUGAAAAAAAAAACAAUGAUUAAGGAAACCAUAGCAUCUAAAUAUAUUCAAUAAAUAUUUAUAAUGCAAUAUCUUAUAGUUCAG
Molecule: messenger RNA, 2552 nt
Organism: Biomphalaria glabrata
Lineage: Eukaryota; Metazoa; Mollusca; Gastropoda; Planorbidae
Exons: 13
Coding region: 217-2433 (738 amino acids)
Molecular function (GO): protein binding
Source: RefSeq, a predicted model, not a curated record